This is a messenger RNA of Anopheles coustani, 468 nucleotides long. RefSeq lists its product as uncharacterized. The transcript is spliced from 3 exons. Gene Ontology annotation, molecular function: DNA binding. Bases 1 to 468 code for a protein of 155 amino acids. The record is from RefSeq and is a predicted model, not a curated record. NCBI's taxonomy places the organism in Eukaryota, Metazoa, Arthropoda, Insecta, Diptera, Culicidae.
AUGGUGGACGUCCGCAUUGAUGAGGAAAAAUUAAUUUUAUUGGUGCAAGAGCGCCGGCAUCUGUGGGAUAACAAAGAUUCUAAUUAUAAGAAUAAAUACGUGACAUCUAAAGCAUGGAACGCAAUUGGAGCUGAGCUGAAAGUGCAUGAGUAUCCAAUAGAGUACUUAGACGAGAGUCUUGAAGAAAUAGUUGAAGAGGAAGCGCCGCAACCCAUUAAAACCCCGCAUAAAACCAUCCCCACACAAAAAAAAAGGAGUGACGCUGUAAUUUUGGAAGAACUUGUGGCGCUUGAAAAAGAGCGUCACGAAAUGGAUAAGCAAGAAAAGAGCGCUAACUAUUAUUUCAUGUUAAGUUUAGUUCCUCUUCUGGAUAGCUUAAGUGAAGAAGAUCAGAUGGAUGCACGGGAGGAAAUUUUAUCAUUUACUAAUAGAAUUGUAAGAGAAAAAAAGCAAAACGAACUAAUAUAG